AUGGCAUUAAAUAAUUCAUUAAAUUCUUAUAAUCCACUUGAUGACACAAUUAACACGAUUGUGACUGGAUUGGUUCCAUUAUUGAUAGUUGGUUUUUUUAAGUGUUUCGAAGAACAAAAACUAAAGCAACGAUAUUUUAUUAUUCUUGGUGGUGAUUAUGAUUUAUUAUCAAUUCAUUCUCUUAGUUACAUGAUUAAUUAUGUUAGCAGUUAUUGCGUUGAAUACUUUGGGAUUAAGAGAUGUAAUGACUUGAAUACAUCAAGUGUAGUAAUAUACUUUACAUGCAUAGGAAUAAGUCUUAUUUAUUUGGCUUUUUAUCUUGCACCACGUAUUGGAAUGAAGAAAUUUUAUCAAAAUAUUAAUAAUUUACGUGAGAAAUGGGUUUAUGAUUAUCUUUUGAUCCCUAAUUACAUUGUAAUUAUCAUACUAACAGUUUAUCCAGCAAUCGUAUCUGGAUAUUUACUAAGUACCAACUCACUUACUACCAAAAUAGUCUUUGCAAUUUCUAGUAUAUCUUUAAGUAGAUUAGUUGAACAUUUUGGUGAUAAAAAUCAAGAAGAUAUAAUUGUAAAUUAUGAAAAGGACGAACAGGAUCCAAAAGAAAGGUUAAUAUAUCAAAUAAAUAGACUAAAAUCAAUCCAGGAACAGGAGAGCAAAUUAUUUGAAGAAGUGAUCGAAGAACUACAAAACCUACAAGGAUAG
Molecule: messenger RNA, 702 nt
Organism: Cetraspora pellucida
Lineage: Eukaryota; Fungi; Glomeromycota; Glomeromycetes; Diversisporales; Gigasporaceae
Source: the annotation of a GenBank genome assembly